CUCCCCGGACCCUGCAUUCACUAUAUCUGGUCUCCCCGGACCCUGCAUUCACUAUAUCUGGUCUCCCAGGACCCUGCAUUUACUAUAUCUGGUUUCCCCGGACCCUGCAUUCACUAUAUCUGGUCCCCCUGGACCCUGCAUUCACUAUAUCUGGUCUCCCCGGACCCUGCAUUCACUAUAUCUGGUCUCGCCCGGACCCUGCAUUCACUAUAUCUGGUCCCCCUGGACCCUACAUUCACUAUAUCCGGUCUCCCCGGACCCUGCAUUUACUAUAUCUGGUUUCCCCGGACCCUGCAUUCACUAUAUCUGGUCUCCCACACUACACACAAC
Staurois parvus is the source of this 330-nucleotide messenger RNA. The record is from the annotation of a GenBank genome assembly. NCBI's taxonomy places the organism in Eukaryota, Metazoa, Chordata, Amphibia, Anura, Ranidae.